AUGGAACCCCUACGACACAAUGGAAAAAAAAUUUCAAAGAUUGUGUACUCCCCACAAUUAAAACACGUUGCGACAUGGAGUGAUGAUGAUAAUUCAGCUUGUAUAUACUCUAUUGAAGAUCAAAUGAAGCUGGAAUUUAAAGAAACCUUUUCUCUAGAAGCUCAAUUAGAAAAUGAUUUACUUUUUACAUCAAAUCGUCAAAAUUUUACAUUAGAAUGGACAAAAAAAAUUUUAGAACCCUGCGAUAGUAAAAAAGAUAUAAUUGAAAGUAAUUUCAUAGUUGGAAAAGGAAAUAAUAAAUUUGUACUUAUAAGAGGAGAUAAAAAAAAUUAUGACGGCAUGAACAAAAUAACAGGGUCUAUAUACGAGUUAUGUGGAAAACUGAACAAGAUAGUAUUUACAAUUUCAGGGUAUAAUUAUUUCAAAGACCAUAUCAUGCUUAAUAAUAAUGGGCACAUUUUUAUACACAAACAUGAUACACAUAUUAUCAUGGGAUGGAACAUUAUAAAUUCAGAUUCUAUUUGUCAUCUGACUACUGAAUGGGAGAUUGGUUAUUCAUUAGAUUAUGAUAUAAAUGAAUGUUAUUUUCUUUCAUUUGAAGGCAAAGAGUGUUUACUCGUUAUAUGUGAGCAGGAGCAGAAGCAUUUCUAUUUGUUAGAUUCCUAUACUUUUACUGAAGAAUGGCAAAAAGUAACAGAGGUGGAACCGCCAAAAUUAGAAUUAAGCCAGCCAUAUUUAAUUAACUACAAUUGUAUGGUUUUUAGUACUGAUGAAACCGAGAAGAAGGAUAAGCUCGAUGAAAUAAACUCUAAUAUGGUUUAUAAAGAAGUUAUAAAAGAAGUUAUUAUGUUUGAAAAAAGCAAGGAACGAUGCAAAUUAGAAUUUUGUGACAAUAAAUUGCAUAUCAAACUUGUUAAUGAUGAAGGAAGAGAAUUUUUUCUUUUUAAAGAUGAAAAAAAUGAUUUUAUUAAAUGGAACAUUGAAUUUUCUGAGGAAUCUGAGGAAUCUGAGGAAGAAAGCAAAUCAGAAUGGCAUGAUAAAUGGGAUAUUAAACUUGAUAAACCGAUUUUAUCAUCUAAACUCUUAAAAAAUAAUAAUUUAUUAUUAAUUACGUCCGAUAGUAUAUUUAUUGGGACUAAGGAUUCUAAGAAAAAUUUACCAAUACGAUUACAUUAUUUUUGGAAUAGGAAUAAUUUAGACACUAUAGAUUCAGAAAUCACAAAUAAGGCAAAAGAUCUAGAGGUCAGAAAAAUGAUUGAAGAAAUGAUUGAAAAUUAUAUUAAUUCAUCGCAUAAAUUAGGUCUUUAUGGAUGUUGGUUAAUAAAACAUUUAUUAGAAUAUGGAAAAUUCGAUACUAUUGAAAAGUUACUGAAAAAUAUAAUUAAGUUUACUAUUCAAAAUAAGGAUGAAAAUUUUAUUUCAAACCUUCCAUUAAUGGUUAUAGUUGUUGAUAAUUUUAAGAAAUUAACUCGAUAUUCUGAGUUUAUUAAUUGGUUUUUAUCUAGAAUAGCUUUUUAUGUACCUGAUAACGUACUUUCUGAAAUAAUUAGGGUUGAUUCUAGUUCUAGUCAUCUUCAUGAAUUUGGCGAAUACCCAAAUUUUAAUAAGGUUUCUUUAACUAGACUUAAAAUGGAAGAAUUUUUAAAUCACAAAAUUUACAUAUUAAACAGCAUGCUAGGAACUGUGAGGAAAAUGUUAAACCGUUAUUAUUUUCUGGAAGACCAAAAAAAUACUACCGUUAAGUUGGUUUUUCCUUUAUUGGAAUUUACCAAUUAUUAUGAAUUUAACCCUCCUUUUGAAUAUUCAACAAAGACUAAUUUAUAUGAAUUAUGGAUUGGUGAAGCACUUCUUAAUUACAAAUGGAGUACAUAUGGAAGUCUUUGGCACUAUAUUAUCUUAUUAACGAAUAUAGUGUACUUUACUUGUUUUGCAUCGGCUCUUCAUUCUAUUGCACGAGUUUUUCGACAACUUAAUUUCCUUCAACUCUUUGAAACAAACACAGGCUGGGUAUUUUUUGUGUUUAAUGAAUAUGUUGAUUUUGGUGCACUUAUAACUUUUACGAUUUUAUUACUUGAGUUAAAACUUUUAUUUAAUCUUCAUGUUUUGGAAUUUUUUGGAAUUGAGUUUGCAAUUAUAUUUGGUGUAUUUAAUGCAGUGCGUUCCUUCCCUAUCAUCCUUGGACUCUAUAUACUUGUAUUCACAAGUUCUUUACAUAUUUUAUUAAGUUUAAGUGCUAAUUCAAGUGCUUCAAAUGUUUCAUGGAAUUUAAUAGAUUACAUUGUUGCUUCAUAUUAUACAUUGACGGGUUCCUUUUUAUGUUAUAAAGCUAUGACUUUGUAUAAGUUAGAACGAACUUUUAUGCAGACAUUACCUUUUACAAAUCCAUAUAAAGAUCCUUUUCCAGAUAUUUUUUUUUUUGAAGCUCAUCUUGAUGAACUUUGUAAAUUAGUAAGACAAAUCCACGACAAUACAUGGCCGGGUCUUUAUAAGCCUUAUAUCUCUCCUGAGCUUUUGAAAGCAAUCCAAAUGAAAUCUAUAAAACUUGAUCAAGAUGAUGAUUUUGAUGAAAUUUCUGAUGAAGUUCUAAAUAAGAAAAAAGAUUGA
Messenger RNA from Dentiscutata erythropus, 2604 nucleotides. The record is from the annotation of a GenBank genome assembly. Lineage: Eukaryota; Fungi; Glomeromycota; Glomeromycetes; Diversisporales; Gigasporaceae.